Molecule: messenger RNA, 1299 nt
Organism: Diversispora eburnea
Lineage: Eukaryota; Fungi; Glomeromycota; Glomeromycetes; Diversisporales; Diversisporaceae
Source: the annotation of a GenBank genome assembly
AUGUCAGUAGCGUCCUCAGAUGAAGAAAUUGUUACAAAACGUCAGACAAAUAGAAUAAGGCCGCGAAAUGUUAAAAUUAAAUCGCGACGCGUUGAUUCUGGAGUUUCCGAAUCUUCCGUGUCUACGUCGUACAUACUAAAUAACGAAGAGCCGAAUCUCUUAAAUACUUUAAAUAAUGUAUCAGUAAAUGAAGACGAUGACGACAAAUCUGUGGAAAUGACCGAAGAACUGAAUUCUGAAAAUGAUAGCUUACAACUCACUAAACUCACUGAGGAAGGAACUUCUAGACGACCUACCAAAAAGAAAAAAAGCAAGAAAGACAAACGACCAGAUUGGACAAUGUCAGACGAUAUAAAUUUUCUUAGUGAUUCAAGUCCUCAUAACCUUUCAAAAAAGGGGAAAAAAGGCAAAAAGGUCAAAAAGGUCAAAGUUAAAGAGCAAGAUGAAAAUUCAGAAGAUGAUCGAGAAUCAUCUUUGACUCCACCACCGGAAUUAAAUGAAUAUCAAAUUAAAUCUACUGUUGGUAUGAUACGCGCAACUCUUAUGCAAUAUUCGGAAAGAUUAAGAUCCGAUGGUAAUGAAAUAAGUUCCCCGGGUAUAUCUCAUGAACCACAAGAUGAUAUGGAACUGGAUCCAGAACUUUUGGCUAUUCAACAGUCAAUUAAACAAUUGCAUGAUAAGUCCAAUCGAAAUCCUAAUGCCAAAGUUGAAAUUAAGGUUAUUAUAAUACGGCAUCCGGAAACCGAACCAACUACUAAAAAGACCGAGAAACCAAUAAAAUUUAUAAUUAGAGCUGAUGAUAAUUUCGAACAAAUGAUUAAGCACAUAAGUGAGAAGAGAGAAAUAAGGAAGCAAGAUUUGUUACUUACAUAUAAUAAAGUAAAAAUAUUUCCUCGUAGCACACCUCAAUCGUUAGGAAUGGUCGGUAAUGUUAUUAUAGAGGCGUAUACGAAGGACAUAUACAAUUAUAUUAAAGAAAAGCAAAAUCUUGAAAAGAAACGCUUAUUGGAAACCGAUUCGGACAAGUCAGAAAAUGAUAAAAAUUCAGACGUACCCGAUAUCGAGGAUGAUAAUUAUAUAUAUUUGAAAUUACGCUGUCAGGAUGAAUCAGUUGAAAAAUUGAAGGUUAAAAAGAAUUUAACCGUACAAGCCGUUAUUGAUAAAUACAAAAACAUCAAAAAUAUACCUUUAGAUGUUAAGGUGAAAUUAUUAUUAGAAGAUGAGACUUUAAAAGAUAUGAAUAAAUUAGAAGACACUGAGUUAGAAGAUGGAGAUAUGUUAUCAGUUGUUCUCAAUUGA